UCUUUUUUCCCUUAUGCCUACAAACAGAGAAAACAAAGCUUAUACUGCUCUUGAUCAAAGCUCGAUGCCUAACUUUAACUCUUCUUGGGUUAACUAUAAAGGUGCAUGGUCAACUACAAUCUUCGUCGUGAUUGCCUUGAAAGCCCUAUUUACUGUUAUACCUUUUAUUACACCAGAAGCAAGCUGGACAUUGACAAAUUUAUCUUUUAAUUUUGUAAGUAAAAUACACAAGAGAGAGAGAGAGAGAAAGUGGAAUGUUUAUAUAGAUAAUAGGGUCACUAUAUCAUGUUUCAUUGGGUACAAGGUAUUCCAUUUGAGAAUAACCAAGGAGCAUAUGAUGGAUUGACAUUAUGGGAACAAAUUGAUGGAGGUGUCCAGUUUACAGCAACACGUAAAUUCUUAACUGCUGUACCUAUUGUCUUAUUCUUAUUGAGUACACAUUAUACACAUUAUGAUGUUUUUUUGUUUGGUAUCAAUUUCACAGCACUUUUGGUAGUCUUGGUAGCAAAACUACCUGUGAUGCAUCGAGUACGAAUCUUUGGUAUUAAUAAACUGGACUAUGAAAUGGAUUAAAUUACAUACACUCACUGUAGUAACACAAAAAAAAAAAGAGAUAGAGUACAUGAUAUCACCUUAUUCACUUUAUAUAAAAUUGACAUCAUUAUUAUGCAAAUCAUUUGUGAAUAUAUAAAAACCCAAUGUUUUUCUUUA
Gilbertella persicaria is the source of this 711-nucleotide messenger RNA. RefSeq names its product ORMDL family. The transcript has 3 exons. Gene Ontology annotation, biological process: intracellular sphingolipid homeostasis; negative regulation of ceramide biosynthetic process; ceramide metabolic process. Lineage: Eukaryota; Fungi; Mucoromycota; Mucoromycetes; Mucorales; Choanephoraceae. The record is from RefSeq and is a predicted model, not a curated record. The coding region runs from base 286 to 573 and encodes 95 amino acids. Gene Ontology annotation, cellular component: endoplasmic reticulum membrane.